Mercurialis annua (annual mercury) is the source of this 2260-nucleotide messenger RNA. RefSeq names its product protein REVEILLE 1. The record is from RefSeq and is a predicted model, not a curated record. NCBI's taxonomy places the organism in Eukaryota, Viridiplantae, Streptophyta, Magnoliopsida, Malpighiales, Euphorbiaceae. Gene Ontology annotation, molecular function: DNA binding. The transcript is spliced from 7 exons. Bases 427 to 1845 code for a protein of 472 amino acids.
GAGAGUACUUUACUUAUUUUCCCAUUACUUCUCCCUUCUCUGUUCCUCUGCUUAAAGCUCUCUGUCUUCUUACAAUUUUUUUUACUUAAGUUUCUUGUUCAAAAUCUGGGUUCUGCUUUAAUUAUUUGUUGCUGACUAGAUAUUAUUCUCAGGGUGUUUUGACUACUGUAGCUGCAGAAAUUGGUUGAUUUGAGGAGAAAGAGAAAAGAAAAGGGGACGGAAUAUAAUUAAUUAAAGAUUGGUGGCGAUAAAGGUUAUAAAAAAAGAUUGUGAAUUUUAUGAGAAUUUGGCUUGAUAAUGAUCUGUCUGAGAUUCAUAGAGAGACAAGUUUUGUAGCAUUUGGAAGUUUGCAAGAGAUAAAAGAUUUUGUUUUUUUGGAGAAGGGGAUCUUGUUAAUCUUGUUUGGUAUUGCUGCUAUCUCCUGCUAUGGCUGUUCAGGAUCAGUGUGGCGGAAACGGGUCGAAUAUAGUUAUUCCAGCAGGCAAUGGAAUGUCAGCUAAUACUGGGCUGCAUACUGUAACUAGUGCUCAGAUUAAGGAGCAGUUUAGCUGUGUGGAUGAUUUCUCACCCAAGGCUAGAAAACCUUACACGAUUACGAAACAACGAGAGAGAUGGACUGAAGAAGAGCAUAAGAAGUUCCUUGAAGCUUUAAAACUUUAUGGUCGAGCUUGGAGACGCAUUGAAGAGCAUGUAGGCACCAAGACCGCAGUUCAAAUUCGAAGCCACGCUCAGAAGUUUUUCUCUAAGGUUGUGCGAGAAGGAAGUGGCAGCAACAUAAGUCCCGUUGAACCAAUUGAAAUUCCUCCUCCUAGGCCAAAACGGAAACCGAUGCAUCCCUACCCUCGCAAAAUGGCGCAUACGCUUAAUAAAGAACUUGCAUUACCAGAGGAGCCAUUGAGGUCUCCAUCGCCGAACUUUUCCCUUUCAGAACAAGAAAAUCUAUCUCCAACUUCGGUGUUAUCCGCAGUUGGUUCAGAUGUACUUGGUUCUGCCGAUUCAAAUACACCAAACCGUAGCUUAUCACCUGUCUCAUGUGGCGGUGGUUCUCAUCCUGCUGAUUUUGCAACUUUUGAACCUAACUUGACUGCUGAAGAUGAUGGAUCGCCAUCACUUAUCCCAUCAACAGCUGAUGGUCGCAGUGAGCAAUCUCCAAAGGUCACAAAACUUGAAUUGUUUCCGGAAGAAAUCGACUUUCCUGAAGGUGGUCUAGUCGAGGAAACAGCAACUCGGAGUCUCAAGCUGUUUGGAAGGACUGUAUUAAUUACCGAAUCCCACAGACCAUCUUCUCCAGCUAUUGGAAAUUCCAAGCUAGACGCGAACGACGAAAAACCUGUGCACCCAGUGCCACGGAAAUUCGCGGAGACAGAACAACAUUCUGGCAACGGAGAAUGCAACUGGAGUCGGACCUCUCAAGUAGCACGAGAAGCCCUAUACUACUUGCCAAUCCAGAAAGAAAACACCAACACAAUGGAAGCUGGUUCAGCCACUCCAUUGCCGUGGUGGGAUUUCUACGCAGGAAUCCCCAAGCAGAAGGCUACAAAAGAACACAUGGAUUCCGAUGGCGAAGAAAAAGAAAUCCAAAAAGAAGGCUCGGGGACUGGUUCCAAUUCGGGAUCAGUAAACGAUGGGGAGAAUGUAGAUAAAAACAUGGACUGCGAGACAGAAAGCCGACACGAGACAAAAGAGCUAUAUCCAUCAGUAAGUUUAAAAACAGGUUAUUCUUCAAAUAGAAGUAUGAGAGGUUUUGUACCGUAUAGAAAACGCGCAGCAGCGGAAAGAGACAGUCAGUCGUCAACAAUUACAAUGGAAGAGAGGGAAGAACAAAGAAUUCGGCUGUGUUUGUAGCAGUGAGAUAAUCUAACCAGUUGAAGAGGUAAACAAGCUUAACUCUUGAACAAUGGCAAAUUCAGUUGCUGGAUAACUCAAGAUAAAUGUGAGAGAUGAAGAGAAUGGAGCUCAACAAGAUGAAAUUCUCUGCAACUUUACUAUUAAAUUACUUGCUUCAUUUUUACUAUUAUAUUUUUGCCUUCAACUGUCUAAAUCUUUAAUUACAACUUUUUAAUUUUGCCCCCUUCAAUUUUUUUUUCCCUUUAUGGUUAUGUAAUCCUUAAUAUUCUUUCUUUACUUCUUUGAACAGUGAAUCCCUUAGCUCCUCUUUUUAUUUUCUUGGUCUUUUGUACAGUAUUUGCUGAAAAGUAGUGCUCCUUGUAACUCUGAAUGCUAUUGGUAAUGCAAAUAAAAGCUAGACCCAAUUUUAUUA